This is a messenger RNA of Rubroshorea leprosula, 1710 nucleotides long. The record is from the annotation of a GenBank genome assembly. Lineage: Eukaryota; Viridiplantae; Streptophyta; Magnoliopsida; Malvales; Dipterocarpaceae.
GGUGGCGAAUUCCACCUUCGUCUGGUAUUUUCCUCUCUACAAAGGAAAACUCCAGAAUCGUCCCGAAUCAUCCUUGACAUCUAUUUAAGUGUCUGCAAAUUCUCCUUGCAGAGAUUUUCUUUAUACCCAUCUUGAUUUAUUUUGCCUGUUUGAGAAUUUGAUAAGUUUGCUUGAAAGGCUGUAAUGGCGAAGGACGGACCCAACUGGGAAGGGCUGCUCAAGUGGAGCCUGUCUCACGCUGAUGGCACUGGUUCUGCUCGCACUUUGAGCGAGGAGGAUCGAAAAUGGUUUAUGGAGGCUAUGCAAUCCCAGACUGUAGAUGUGAUUAGGCGCAUGAAGGAGAUAACUUUGGUUAUGCAAACUCCAGAGCAAGUCUUGGAGGCUCAAGGAGUUACUCCAGCAGAUAUUGAAGACAUGUUGGAUGAAUUGCAAGAGCAUGUAGAGUCAAUUGACAUGGCCAAUGAUCUCCACUCAAUUGGUGGUUUGGUUCCUCUUCUUAGUUACUUGAAAAAUCCCCAUGCUAAUAUCCGGGCAAAAGCUGCAGAUGUUGUAACCACCAUUGUACAGAAUAAUCCCCGGAGUCAGCAAUUAGUCAUGGAAGCAAAUGGCUUAGAACCUCUUCUCUCUAAUUUUACCUCAGACCCUGAUGUGACUGUUCGAACCAAAGCACUUGGUGCAAUAUCAUCUUUGAUCCACCACAAUAAACCUGGUAUUACAGCAUUCCGUCUUGCAAAUGGUUAUGCAGCCUUAAGAGAUGCUUUGGGAUCUGAAAGUGUGAGAUUUCAAAGGAAAGCCCUAAAUUUGAUACACUACCUGCUUCAUGAAAAUAGUUCAGAUUGCCCUGUGGUAGCCGAGCUGGGAUUCCCUCGCAUUUUGAUGCAUCUUGCCUCAAGUGAAGAUGCAGAUGUGCGAGAAGCUGCCCUACGUGGCCUUCUUGAACUAGCUCGAGAGAAAAAUAAGGCAGAUGGGGCCAGUAGCAGGGUAGGUGAAGCAGAUGGGAAAAUGAAGCAACUUCUUGAAGAACGAAUUAGUGGUAUCAGCUUGAUGUCAGCUGAAGAUCUUGGAGCUGCUAGAGAGGAGAGGCAGCUUGUAGAUUCCCUCUGGAGUACAUGCUACAAUGAGCCAUCUUCUCUUCGAGAGAAUGGGCUUCUUGUUCUACCUGGCGAAGAUGCACCACCACCUGAUGUUGCCAGCAAGCAUUUUGAGCCCCCUCUAAGAGCUUGGGCUGCAAACCGUCCUGAUGGUACAAACCCCAGCACCAAAAAGCAGGAACCUCCCCUGCUGUUAGGACCUGGUGGUCCAGCUGAGGCUGCCAAUGCUCAAGGUACCGAAAGUCAAGAAGCAGAACCUGCUGGACAAGGACAAUCGUCCUAGACGAGGCUGUAAGUUGGUUGUGGGGUGGGAUCAGAAACUUAUGUGCUUAUUAAAUUAGCAAAAUUGUUCCUUUUUUUUUCGCUUUUAUUUUUUAUCCAUACUAGGCAAAAUUUUUUCUUCCCACUGUACCAUGAAUGUUUGUAUCUCUUUCUAUGGUGCACCUUGCUAGACAAAAAACAUGCCAUUGCCUGAUCCUUUUUCUGAGUGAUGAAGUAGUUUGCUUGAGCUAAUCAUCUCUGCAACGCAUUGAAUUUGUUGGUUUACAUUUUUUUGGGAUUUGAGGUAUGAAUUCUGAAAUGCUAGUUUUAUUUGCACCUACAGGUUAACCCUUUAUUG